CACCGUAGCAGGUUAUACAGAAACCCCAAAGUCUGAAAAAACAUCCCAUAGAACUUCGGAAGAAGUCACCAUUGUCUUGUCUGAGGAAGAUGAUUCCUCAGAAUAUGAGUUUCUACCCGAGGUUUACGAGGUCAGAUCGAGUUGUGAAGAAAGGCCAACAUUUAUGAAACCGGUUUCACCUGGAGAUUCAGAUGAUGAGGUCACCGUCCUUGCAAAUGAACCUGAAGAGGAGUCCUCUCCUGAUGUUUACGAAGUCAAACCGUGCACGUCACGAUUGAAACCGAUGGAUGUUUUCAGUGAGCUAGCCUCACCGGUACCUUCUGAAGACCAGCUGUCCUUGGCCUUGUCUGAAGAACCUGAACUUGGCCUGAAGCUGUCUUCUUCUGAAGCAUCAGAUGGAGAAGGCAAAGAGCCACCGAGCUCCAGGACUGACCGGCAGGACUACAGCCAGCUCCAGUGGCAGCCCACGGUGUCUCUGCUGAGACUUCCCCUGUCCCUUCCUGGACAUGGACGUCCCCCACCUCGGUACCAUUUCAUCGGUAGCAAAGAAGAUGAGCUUUAUCUGCAGGAGGUGGAGGAGAAUGCUCAGUCCAGUGAAGAGGAAUCCUUAGAGGCUGUCACUGAUAACUCCUCUGAGGUCACAGAGGACUUCACAGAGCCUCAGUCUCCGCUGUCCUUGGAGGUCAUUUCUUGCGCCGCCUGUGGAUCAGCCAGUGCAUCGAAGAUCUGCACAGUCUGCAGCCGGGGGUACCACAGGGACUGCCACGUCCCUCCAUUUGGACCAGACAUCUGGUCCGAGUUGGUCUGCUCGCUGUGCCAGGACCUGUCCGACCCGUCGGACCCCUUCAGCUCCGACAGACCGAGGAGCCCGCAGUGUUCCCUCAGCCUGCAGGACCAGAGGAGAUGUGAGACUCUCCUGCUGCACCUGAAGGUCGACGGCUGCACACGCUUCUCACAGAUGGAUUUCUGGUCGGAUCUGAUGCUGAUAUCGGAGCGUCUCAGCCUCCGUCUGUCUCCAGCCUAUCGGACGCCUGCAGAGCUCGUCUCUGACCUCUGGCACAUGUUCAGUGACGCCCCGCAGGACGCGUCUCUAACGGAGCUGCAGCAGAACUUCCAGAAGAAGUUGGUGGAAACUUUGGGUUCAGAGCUUCAUCCUUCUCUGCUGAAGCCACCAAACUGCAGCGACCCCACAGAACCCAGCAGCUCUGCAAACACCAGCAGGAAGAAGAGGGAACUAGAAGAAGACGAAGAAGAAGAAGAAGAAUGCAUGUCUGAGUCCAGGCUGCAGCUUCUGAGGAAGAGACUGAGGGACUUCCUGGAUCUGAGGGGAGGUUCUGCAGCCAACAGACCAAAGAAAAGAAAACAGGAAGACGGUUCCAACUGAGGGACUGGGUCCGGUUACAGUGACCCCCCCCCCCAAUGGGACCCGACACGCCUCUGGUUCUCUGCCUUAGCUGCAACUUCAAACCUCCAGUUGGACUUUUUCUGUUACUGUUUUUCCUUUUUUUGCACAGAGAAUAUUAAUUAAAGUCUUAGUUACUAUUUGAUGUUUUACUGAAUAAAGAAGCUGCUGAAUAUGAAGGAAUUAAAGGGCAGAAUCUGGAUCCCAGACGGAUGGAGAGAACGCGGGAAAAAACCCCUCAUUUUCUGAUCUAAAGGGUUCUAAUGGAUCUGCUUUCCAAGUUCAUAGCAUCCUGCAGUUCAGCCAACAGGGGGCGGCAUAGAGCUGAUCUCCAUCCUAGCACCUGAAGAAUAACAAACUGUUCAUUAAAGGCAAAGACUAUAAAUAAUUUAUACAUUUAUAAAGUUUUGUCCACAGUAUUAAAUCUAUGAUCCACUUUCCUGUUUAUUCUUUUAUUAUUACUGAUCUUUCUAAUAGAAAAAAGGAUAUUUAGCAUUUAGAAAAUCAAUGUCACUGAAUGAUUUUUACUUUAAUUUAGAAUAUUUUUAAAAUAAAGAGUUGCUGAAUGUAAAGAGAACAAAAAGGCAUCUG
Cyprinodon tularosa is the source of this 1993-nucleotide messenger RNA. RefSeq names its product transcription intermediary factor 1-beta-like. The record is from RefSeq and is a predicted model, not a curated record. The transcript is spliced from 6 exons. NCBI's taxonomy places the organism in Eukaryota, Metazoa, Chordata, Actinopteri, Cyprinodontiformes, Cyprinodontidae. Bases 164 to 1384 code for a protein of 406 amino acids.